AUGCUAUUCACAACAACCCUUAUCAGCAUUGCAUCUCUCUGCCUCGCAAAAGAAGUCACUAAAAACCGCAAUACCGAACCAGACGCCAUCAUAGACCAAUUCCCAUGGUACUCCUUCUCCGACGAAACGGGAUUCGACCCGUUGAAAUAUCUGAAAGCUCCUGCUGAGGACGUACUCGAGACACUCGCCUGCACCACUGCAAGAACCCUCCUCAAUUUGUCUCAAAUAAUGUUUUCGUCAGCUAACAAGGAGCAGAAACCCGGCCCGGACAGAGUCGCUUGUCCUGCUGCCAUUGCCGAAUGGUUCGACCUCGUCGAUGAACAACGUCAAAUCAACAUCCCCGGCGGCCAAUGCCGUUCCGUUACCGAGGGGACAUGUCGAACGGUCGCGUGCGCCCCGAGAGGAGAUGUUAGUGUUGCAUUGGAGGAAGUGACGGGAUACAUGUGGAAACCUGUAUCUUCGCGAUGUGUGUUUGGCGGUACAGGAGGAAUAUGGCAGAACAAUGGAUCAACACUAGUGAUCGAGAUGGGACAUGCAAAGAAGGAUUAG
Molecule: messenger RNA, 549 nt
Organism: Fusarium graminearum PH-1
Lineage: Eukaryota; Fungi; Ascomycota; Sordariomycetes; Hypocreales; Nectriaceae
Exons: 1
Coding region: 1-549 (182 amino acids)
Source: RefSeq, a predicted model, not a curated record